Alternaria rosae is the source of this 1618-nucleotide messenger RNA. RefSeq lists its product as uncharacterized. The record is from RefSeq and is a predicted model, not a curated record. Gene Ontology annotation, molecular function: GTPase activity. Gene Ontology annotation, cellular component: cytoplasm. The transcript is spliced from 3 exons. Bases 40 to 1191 code for a protein of 383 amino acids. NCBI's taxonomy places the organism in Eukaryota, Fungi, Ascomycota, Dothideomycetes, Pleosporales, Pleosporaceae.
UUCCCCAACUUGUCCCUUGUCACGCUCACACCAACUACGAUGCCCUUCGCCCAACUCGUCAUAGGCCCGCCGGGCUCGGGCAAGUCGACGUACUGCGAUGGCAUGCAGCAGUUCAUGGGCGCCAUCGAGCGCAAGUGCUCCGUCGUCAACCUCGACCCCGCCAACGACCACACGUCGUACCAGCCCGCCGUAGACGUCCGAGACCUCGUCACGAUAGACGAGAUCAUGGAGCAGGAGACCCUGGGCCCAAACGGGGGGAUUCUGUUUGCGCUCGAGGAGCUGGAACACAACUUCGACUGGCUGGAAGAGAGCCUGAAGGAACUAGGAGAUGACUACAUCCUCUUCGACUGCCCCGGGCAGGUCGAGCUCUUCACACACCACGGUUCGCUGCGGAACAUCUUCUUUCGCCUACAAAAACUUGGGUAUCGACUCGUCGUUGUACACCUGACCGACUCCAUCAUACUCUCGCGACCGUCGCUAUACGUUUCCUCCCUCCUACUCGCCCUGCGCAGCAUGUUGCAGAUGGACCUGCCUCACCUCAACGUUCUCACCAAGAUCGACAACCUUCGCAACUACCCCAAUCUACCCUUCAACCUCGACUACUACACCGAAGUUCAGGAUCUCCAAUACCUGCUGCCACAUCUCAAUCGCGAACAGACUUCCGGCAUCCCGGGUCCCACAACAGCCGGCGCAAACGAGAACGUAGAUCUAGACGAUGACGAGCCGACUUCAAAGUUCUCCGCGCUGAACAAAGCCAUCGUAGAACUCGUCGAGGACUUUGCGCUAGUGGGGUUUGAGACACUGGCGGUUGAAGAUAAGAAGAGCAUGAUGACGCUGCUGCGGGCCAUCGAUCGUGCAGGUGGCUUCGCGAUGGGUGGAAUAGAGGGCGCAAACGACACGGUGUGGCAGAUGGCUAUGCGUGAGAACGGAGCAACUAUGGAUGCUCGGGAUGUGCAGGAGAGGUGGCUGGACAGGCGGGACGAGCUCGACGAAGAAGAGAGGAAGGCAUGGGAGGAUGAGACCAAAGACAUGCGCGACGCACCACCACAGAACGCUUCCCAAGCACCGCCUGCCGCGAAACCACCUACAAAGCCCAAGGAUCAAGAUAGUGAUGACGACAUGGACGAUCUUGAAGAGAUGCGACGGUUCAUGGAGAAGAAAGACUCAGGCAUCAAUGUAGUCAGGAAGUGAAGUAACGGUGCGCUAGACCAUUAGGCAGCGCAACGACCGCAUGCCUGUUCAGCGCGCGCGCUCUGACGAAAUAGUAGUGAUGUUGGCUCUUUAUGAGCUUUCAUGACAAAGACUGUAUGGCUCGAGUAUCCUGUCCACACAGAGUGACGAUCUAAGCGUCGUGGCGGCUCGCAAGCUUAUAGAGAGCUUCCAAUGCUAGAGAUGGGAGCACUGCUUGAAGUACAGGGAAUUGCUUGAGCCGAGGAGUUGCAUGCAACCACCAUCAAGGAAGGCAAGGCACUUAGUCCAAGUUUGGAUCUUGAAACAACGCGUCGCGUGAGCAAACAUGCACGCGCCCGCACGGCUCGAUAGUCGACUAUUGUGUAGAAUCUGGCCCUGCACUAGACCCUAAUCGAUACCGUCUAAUCUCAUCGUAUUGCUCCCUUGG